UCUCCAUCGCUCGGUCCUGACUCAGACAAACACUAUACCUGCUAUCACUCCUCACCAUAAAAGCACCAACACACACUGACACACACAACCGAGUCAAUAGCUUCACACUAAAACACACAGAUACACACAGAGAGAUAGAGAGAGAGAGAGUCACAGAGAGGAUGAGUGGAGAGGAGAAGGUGGUGUGUGUGACUGGAGCUUCGGGUUACAUAGCAUCAUGGCUUGUCAAGCACCUGCUCCAACGUGGGUACACUGUAAAAGCUACAGUUCGUGAUACAAAUGAUCCGAAGAAAACAGAGCAUUUACUUUCACUUGAUGGGGCUAAAGAAAGACUUCAGUUAUUCAAAGCAGAUUUACUAGAAGAAGGAUCUUUUGAUUCUGCUGUUGAUGGAUGCCAAGGUGUUUUUCACACAGCAUCCCCCGUUAGUCUCACUGCCAGUGACCCACAGUCACAAUUAAUUGAUCCGGCAGUGAAGGGCACACUUAACGUUCUUCGAUCACGUGCAAAAGUUCAUUCUAUCAAGAGAGUGGUUGUAACAUCUUCUAUGACUGCAGUUAUGUUCAACAAAAAACCACUGACUCCCAAUGUGGUUAUUGACGAGACGUGGUUUUCGGAUCCAGUUGCUUGUGAGGAGUUGAAGCAAUGGUAUAUGAUUGCAAAGACCUUGGCUGAGGAGGCUGCUUGGACAUUUGCUAAAGAGAAUGGCAUAGACUUGGUAACAAUAAAUCCAGGCUUUGUAAUUGGCCCACUCAUUCAGCCAACUCUUACCUUUAGUCUUGAGGGGUUUUUGAAGAUCAUACAUGGAACUCAAACAUUCCCUGAUGGAAUAUACAGACUUGUUGAUGUUAGAGAUGUUGCAAAUGCACAUAUUCAGGCAUUUGAGAAUCCUGUUGCUAAUGGGAGAUAUUGUAUAGUUGGAGGAGUUACACACUAUUCUGAAGUUUUCAAGAUAUUGCGCAAAUUUUACCCUAGUUUGCAGCUUCCUGAAAAAAGUGAAGAUGACAAGCCUUUGCAGCCAUUAUACAAGAUAUCCCAAGACAAGGCCAGAAGUUUGGGUAUUAACUUCACUCCUUUGGAAGUGAGUGUUAGGGACACUGUUGAAAGCUUUAAGGAGAACGGCAUCAUCACUAUUUGAAUUAUCUUAUUAAAAGGGAAGUGAUGCUAAUAAGUACAAAUAAAUUGUGUAUUGCUCAUCUUGACCGGUGUUUGUUGGGCUUGAAUGCUCCCAUUGGAUUAAGAUUUAUAACUGUAAUGCUUUUGGAAAUAUUAUAGCUGCACAACUUAUAAAUCAAGUUUCACUCAAUCAGAAAUGAGACAUUGAA
This is a messenger RNA of Quercus lobata, 1323 nucleotides long. Its product is annotated as cinnamoyl-CoA reductase 1-like. The transcript has 6 exons. Gene Ontology annotation, molecular function: oxidoreductase activity, acting on the CH-OH group of donors, NAD or NADP as acceptor. NCBI's taxonomy places the organism in Eukaryota, Viridiplantae, Streptophyta, Magnoliopsida, Fagales, Fagaceae. The record is from RefSeq and is a predicted model, not a curated record. Bases 162 to 1136 code for a protein of 324 amino acids.